Molecule: messenger RNA, 1383 nt
Organism: Acipenser ruthenus (sterlet)
Lineage: Eukaryota; Metazoa; Chordata; Actinopteri; Acipenseriformes; Acipenseridae
Gene: selenow1
Product: selenoprotein W, 1
Exons: 6
Biological process (GO): response to selenium ion
Cellular component (GO): cytosol
Source: RefSeq, a predicted model, not a curated record
AAAGGCAUCUCUAUUCCUGGCAGCGUUUGUCACACGACUGUAAUUACACGUAGUAGGACGAUUAUUAUUAUUAAUAAUACUAAUAAUAAUAAUAAUAAUAAUCCGAAGAACAGUUUUAGUCCCGGCUAGAGCUACCGCAACUUUCACUAUGCCUGUGAAAAUGCACGUCGUGUACUGUGGUGCCUGAGGCUACAAGCCGAAGUUCUAUCGUCUCAAGCUGCAGCUGGAGGAUGAGUUCCCUGGCGAUGUGGAGAUUACUGGAGAAGGGACCCGUCAGUCCACUGGCUGGUUUGAGGUCACCAUCAAUGGACGUCUGGUUCACUCCAAGAAGGGGGGUGAUGGCUUCGUGGACAGCGAUGAGAAGGUGCAGAAGAUCAUGAAGUCCAUCGAGGAGGCUAUGAAACACUGAGGCUCUGCGCACUGCAGGUUAAACUCUCCCUCUGUCCUCUGACCUCGCUGACCGCUUGAUGACGGCCGUGCCUGCAAUGCUGACCAGCAGGGGCUCGACCUGAUACCCGCGAGACGGGGGUGCGAGUGCAGAGAGCGAGGGCUCACCUGCAAACUUACUUCAUUUAUUUAUUUAACAUGUAUUUUUUUUCCAUUAUUCAGAUUGAGCUCUCCACAGGGAGGGUGGCUGGUGUCGAUCGGGCUCAUGUACCAUUCAGAGUGGAGAAGCGGCUGCUGGGGUUUGUGUGGGUCGCUGUCCUCCUCCUCCUCCUCCGAGUCUCAGGAAAGCAGCGAUCAUCACAAACCCAAGCAGCGGUCUCUUCACUCGUUUCACACACAAUGGUUAAUCAGCCCGAUCAACAGCAGCAACUCUCCCCUGUGGAGCGCUUAAUCUAAAUAAUAAUGGUUUCUGAUGUCUCUCGCAGUGUGCCUGCUUGAUGUCUCUCGCAGUGUCGGGCUGGCUAAGGGCAGUGUGCCUGCUUGAUGUCUCUCGCAGUGUCGGGCUGGCUAAGGGCAGUGUGCCUGCUUGAUGUCUCCCGCAGUGUCGGGCUGGCUAAGGGCAGUGUGCCUGCUUGAUGUCUCCCACAGUGUCGGGCUGGCUAAGGGCAGUGUGCCUGCUUGAUGUCUCCCGCAGUGUCGGGCUGGCUAAGGGCAGUGUGCCUGCUUGAUGUCUCCCGCAGUGUCGGGCUGGCUAAGGGCAGUGUGCCUGCUUGAUGUCUCCCGCAGUGUCGGGCUGGCUAAGGGCAGUGUGCCUGCUUGAUGUCUCUCGCAGUGUCGGGCUGGCUAAGGGCAGUGUGCCUGCUUGAUGUCUCCCGCAGUGUCGGGCUGGCUAAGGGCAGUGUGCCUGCUUGAUGUCUCCCGCAGUGUCGGGCUGGCUAAGGGCAGCGUGCCUGCUUGAUGUCUCCCGCAGUGUCGGGCUGGCUAAGGGCAGCGUGC